AUGAGCAAAAAGGGAGAUCCAGAAGAGUUAUACCUCAAGCAAGAGAAGAUCGGAAAGGGUUCAUUCGGUGAGGUGUUCAAAGGUAUAAAUAAGAAGACCAAUGAGGUUAUAGCCAUCAAGAUCAUCGAUUUGGAAGAUGCAGAGGAUGAGAUUGAGGACAUUCAGCAGGAGAUCAAUGUGUUGUCACAGUGCGAGAGUCCAUUCGUUACGAAAUACUUUGGUUCUUAUUUGAAGGGCACAAAGCUGUGGAUUAUCAUGGAGUUCUUGGCCGGAGGCUCCGUACUCGAUCUGAUGAAGCCCGCUCUCAUUGACGAGGGCUUCAUCGCCAUCAUCCUGAGGGAGUUGCUCAAGGGUCUUGAGUACCUCCACUCUGAGGGCAAGAUUCACAGAGAUAUAAAGGCUGCCAACAUCCUUCUGGCCGCCAACGGUGAUGUCAAGCUUGCUGACUUUGGUGUCAGUGGACAGUUGACCGAUCAAAUGACAAAGAGGAAUACAUUCGUUGGAACACCAUUUUGGAUGGCUCCAGAAGUUAUUAAACAAACAGGAUAUGAUUCUAAAGCUGAUAUUUGGAGUAUGGGUAUCACUGCACUGGAAAUGGCAAAGGGUGAGCCACCUAGAGCUGACCUGCAUCCAAUGAGAGCCCUGUUCUUGAUCCCAAAGGACCCAGCACCAACGCUCGAGGGCAACUUCUCAAAGGGCUUCAAGGAGUUCUGCGCGAUGUGUCUGAACAAGGAUCCAAACCUGCGUCCAACUGCAAAAGAGCUGCUAAAGAACAAGUUUAUCAAGGCUGCCAAGAAGACCAGCUGUCUGACCGAGCUCAUUGAGCGUCGCCAGAAGUGGCUACAGAUGAACGGCGGUGGUGGUAUCGACGACGACGAGGAUGAGGACAGAGACGGACAGGGUCGAGCGGACGAGGACGACGGAUGGGACUUCCCCACAAUCAAGGCUGCCAAGUCACCAGUGGCUGCUGCGCCAGUCGUCGCACCAGUCGUCGCCAAACCAGCACCAGUCGUCACACCAACUCCAACGCCACAACCAGUCAGCACACCAGCACCAAGAGUCGAGGAGCCCAAGCCAAGAACAACCUCCAGCACACCAGCCGUGGCUCCAGUCGUACAACAGCCUCAAGUUUCAGUGCCAAAGCCAGUGGCUCAGCCAGCACCCGUGGCAGUUGCACCAGUGGUCGCUGCCGCACCAACACAGACCACCUCCGGCGGCGCUCAGAACGGCUCCGCUGUUGGCCAGCCACAGAGAGCCAGUGCUCUCACCUCUGUCAUCUACCCAGUUCUGUCCAAGCUGCUCAAGAGCACUCAGGAUGAGAACGUCAUCAACUCGUUGGCUCAGCUCAAGAUGGCCUUUGACAAUGCCGAGAAGGCCAAGCCAGGCAUCACUCACAGUUUAAUUGCACAGAUCAUCGAGACCCUUAAGAGAUAA
Molecule: messenger RNA, 1434 nt
Organism: Acytostelium subglobosum LB1
Lineage: Eukaryota; Evosea; Eumycetozoa; Acytosteliales; Acytosteliaceae
Exons: 3
Coding region: 1-1434 (477 amino acids)
Biological process (GO): protein phosphorylation
Molecular function (GO): protein kinase activity; ATP binding
Source: RefSeq, a predicted model, not a curated record